Paracoccidioides brasiliensis Pb18 is the source of this 3909-nucleotide messenger RNA. RefSeq lists its product as uncharacterized. Bases 1 to 3909 code for a protein of 1302 amino acids. Gene Ontology annotation, molecular function: ATP binding; ATP hydrolysis activity; ATPase-coupled intramembrane lipid carrier activity. Gene Ontology annotation, biological process: phospholipid translocation; endocytosis; retrograde vesicle-mediated transport, Golgi to endoplasmic reticulum. Gene Ontology annotation, cellular component: plasma membrane; endosome; trans-Golgi network. The transcript is spliced from 2 exons. The record is from RefSeq and is a predicted model, not a curated record.
AUGGCGCUCUUCCAUCAGUAUGAGCAGCCGAAUGCCUCAGACCUCUCCGAUUAUUCCGAAUCCGAUGAGGACCUCAACCUAGACGAACUUGACGUAGAAGCCUCCGCAGCUCUCCACGCCGGAUAUAGCCCUAAGGCUAAGGGAAGAUUUGGUACAGCUCCAGGAUAUGGUGCUGGUAUAGCAAUGAGGAAUUUACGAACUGGGGCUCGAAAUCAAAUUUGGAAUCGCAGUGGUGCAAGGACCAGCCAGCAAAAUGACGACAAUGAUAUUGAUGGCUUACUGGAUAAUCAUGGUCAUGAAGGAGGGGGCCAACCGUUGUCAGGAAGGAGUUCAACUUACGCUGAGGAUGAUUCUCCACUUCUCAGCAGACGCAGCCAGCCUCCACGGCUCCAUGCCGCGAUAGAGAGCUUCUACUCCCUGCUUAGGUCCAAAUUCAGGUUGCCUAAAUUCGACUCUCCACAGACACCUGGUGAUACACCCAGUCGAUAUAACGGCUUACAGAUGAAUCCCAAUUCAAACAAUAAACCAACACGGCAAGUGGUUGUUGGCCAGGUACAGGGAACGCGAUACCCUCCGAAUACCGUAUCUAACGCCAAAUAUACCCCGUGGAGCUUUCUUCCCCGCACCCUCUACAAUGAAUUUUCGUUCUUUUUUAACAUAUACUUUCUCCUUGUGGCAUUAUCACAGAUUAUACCCAUUUUAAGAAUCGGCUAUAUGUCGUCGUAUAUUGCGCCGCUGGCUUUCGUUGUAUCAAUAUCGUUAGGCAAGGAGGCACUAGAUGACAUCGCUCGCCGACGACGAGAUGCGGAAGCAAACUCAGAGGAAUACACUGUGCUAUCAUAUUCCCCGUCUACUUCCCGAAAACAGGUCAUUCGACAUAAGCUGACAGUUCCUGAACGGGAUGAAAGCAUUCCUGGCUCGCAAAUUUUCGAAAUUACGAAAAAGUCCCGCGAUUUAAAGGUUGGGGACAUUCUAAUGCUAAGGAAAGAUCAACGUCUACCAGCAGAUGUGGUUAUUUUAAGGAGCACAUUGCCCGAAACUUCCACUACUCAGAACUUUACUCAAGAUAUACCUGAUGCAUAUGAUGCAAAUGUUGCGGAAUCAACACAUCCGGCCACAGACCCCCUUUCAACUUCGCCGGCUGUUGAAUCUUCUGAUGGCUUUGGUGGCUGGAGUGACAUCUUUAUCCGCACAGACCAACUGGACGGUGAGACGGACUGGAAGCUACGUCUUCCGUCCCCCCUCACACAAAAUCUACCUCUCUCAGAACUGAGAAGAAUACGGAUCACCGCAGGCUCCCCUGAAAAGAGCGUGAAUGAAUUCGUUGGAACUAUUGAACUGGCACCACCUUCCCCUGGAUCUUACGAUCCCCAUAUUAACAAGACCGAUGGGGCUGGACACUCAUCAACCAAUCCAUCAUCCCAUGAUGAGAUAUCUGAACCGAAGUAUGCUCCGCUUACAAUUGACAACACUGCCUGGGCUAAUACAGUCCUCGCGUCAAACACGACAACAGUUGCUACAAUUAUAUACACAGGAGCUGAAACCAGAUCAGCGAUGUCAACAUCACCUUCUCGCUCCAAAGUUGGGUUGCUUGAAUACGAAAUCAACAGCCUGACUAAAAUUCUUUGUAUAUUAACCCUAACCCUAUCCAUCAUCCUUGUUGCUCUUCAAGGGUUUGAGCCUGAGAAUGACAAGCCGUGGUAUAUUGCAAUCAUGAUAUAUCUUAUACUCUUUUCAACCAUUAUUCCCAUGAGUCUACGUGUCAACCUUGACAUGGCGAAGUCUGUGUAUGGGAGGUUCAUCGAGCGAGAUGCUGGUAUUCCAGGCACCGUUGUGAGGACCAGUACUAUCCCAGAGGACCUUGGUAGAAUAGAGUACCUCUUGUCCGAUAAAACCGGCACGCUAACUCAGAACGAAAUGGAGCUCAAAAAAAUCCAUGUUGGAACUGUAUCAUAUGCAAAUGAAGCAAUGGAUGAAGUAGCAUCUUACGUCCGGCAAGGCUUCUCCGUAACCUCCUCCUCCAGUACACCACACCUAUCGCUCGUUACUCCAACAACUAUCAAUAGUACACAGACUGGACUGGCUUCAAUUACUCGUACCCGACGAGAGAUAGGUUCGCGCGUCAGAGAUAUAAUCCUUGCUCUUGCGCUCUGUCAUAAUGUUACACCGACAUCGGAUGAAGAAAAUGGACUGAAAAUUACGGACUACCAAGCUUCGUCGCCAGAUGAGAUUGCCAUUGUGAAAUAUACUGAGGAAGUUGGGCUGCAAUUAGUAUACCGCGAUAGGCAUAGAAUCGUUCUAAAGUCUGUACACACAGCCAAUAUUGUCGCGCGUGUUCGCAUUCUAGAUAUGUUCCCGUUCACCUCUGACUCUAAGCGCAUGGGCAUUAUCGUUCGAUUCGAACAUGGUUCUGAUUUGGAUAAAUCAACAGCACAGGAUGAAGAGAUCUGGUUCUACCAGAAGGGUGCUGAUACCGUCAUGUCUUCUAUCGUUGCCGCUAAUGACUGGCUCGACGAGGAGACUGCCAACAUGGCCAGAGAAGGUCUUCGUACCUUGGUCAUUGGACGGAAGAGGCUGUCUCAGGCGCAGUACCAAGAUUUCUCAUCUGAUUACAAAGCAGCUUCAUUGUCUUUACACAAUAGGGAUACUCGAAUGGCAAGGGUUGUCAAAGAAUUCCUCGAGCAGAACCUCGAACUUUUAGGUGUCACGGGUGUUGAGGACAAACUCCAGAAAGAUGUCAAACCUUCCUUGGAACUACUACGGAAUGCGGGCGUAAAAAUAUGGAUGCUCACGGGUGAUAAAGUGGAAACAGCUCGCUGCGUGGCAGUUUCCGCGAAACUUGUUUCAAGAGGCCAGUACAUACACACCGUCACCAGGUUAAAGGAUAGAAGCUCUGCCCAGGAAGCGCUAGAUUUCCUCCGGAAUAAAACAGACGCUUGCCUCCUCAUCGACGGUGAAUCGCUCACGUUAAUGCUCUCCGACUUCCACAGCCCCUUCAUAUCAAUCGCCGUCCUCCUCCCCGCAGUAAUCGCAUGCCGCUGUUCCCCAACCCAAAAGGCCGAAAUCGCCAGUCUAAUCCGCAAGUACACAAAAAAGCGGAUCUGCUGCAUUGGUGACGGCGGCAAUGACGUCUCCAUGAUCCAAGCCGCAGACGUUGGCAUCGGCAUAGUCGGCAAGGAGGGUCGUCAGGCCUCCCUAGCUGCCGAUUUCAGCAUAACCCAAUUCCACCACCUAACCAAACUUCUCGUCUGGCAUGGCCGAAACUCGUACAAGCGCUCUGCCAAGCUCGCGCAAUUUAUCAUGCACCGCGGCCUGAUCAUCAGCGCAUGUCAGACCAUGUACAGCAUUGCGAGCCACUUUGACCCGAAGGGCCUUUUUAUUAACUGGCUGUUAGUAGGCUAUGCAACCGUUUACACCAACGCGCCAGUUUUCUCACUCGUGCUGGACCGCGAUGUUGAUGAAGAAUUGGCCAAUCUCUAUCCGGAACUGUAUAAGGAGCUAAAAACGGGUCGCAGCCUUAGUUACCGCUCGUUCUUCACAUGGGUGUUCGUCAGUGUCUAUCAAGGCUCGAUAAUCCAAGGGCUGGCCCAAAUACUCGUUAGAGAAGUUACGGGGCCAAAACUUAUCAGCGUCUCGUUCACGGCCCUAGUGCUUAACGAGCUCGUCAUGGUGGCUGUGUCGAUAACAACGUGGCAUCCUAUCAUGAUUUUGUGUAUUGUUGGCACGGCGAUCGUUUAUGCGGCCAGCGUACCUUUUCUUGGAGAUUACUUUGACUUGCAAUAUGUUAUUACGCUGGAAUGGGUGUGGAGGGUUAUUGUUGUUGCGGCUGUUGCACUUGUGCCCGUCUGGGCUAUGAAGCUCAUAAGCAGGACGUGGAGCCCGCCAAGUUACCGGAAAGUUCAGGGAUGA